UCUAUAAAAAAAUCUCUCGUUGACAAAAACUGUCUACUCACCAAUCUUCAUUAAACUCAACGUGAAAGGAGUUACGCUGCUUCAUCACUGUUGCGUCGAACUGUAUCAGACUUUCACGGCAGCGUAGCAUGGACCUAGGACUAAGGACUGGCUGGGCGCAGGGGGUCGGGAACCCUGACUGGCCACGGUGACCCCGAAACCCCACGGUGUGAGGUUCGAGACAAGUUCUGGAGCUCUGGUGAUGUCACAAGUCAAGACGAUGCCUGACGCCAUGGCUAAAGGCGAGGAGGCGGCCUGCAGCAGUGAGGUGGCAGGGAGGCCAGUGAACCAGCCUCUUCCACGCCGGCUGAAGGUGACGCAGAAGGAGACGGGAGGAAUACAGCCGACCAAGACCCUCCGCGUGCUGGCCAAGAUCAGUCUGGUGCUGGCCGGGGUUAUAUUCUUCUGCCAGGUAGCGGUGGCGGCGUGCCUGUGUCGCCCCGUGGUGGUGAUGGGCGGGGUGUGGGUGGGCGCGUUGGUGCUGGUGCAGGCCGUGCUGGGUCUCCGCGCCCCCUCCUCCCACGCCUUGCUGGUGGGCCACGCCUGGGUGUCCGGCGCCGUGUGUCUGGUGUGCGUGGCGGCCGCGGCCUACCUCUUUUCGGGGCACCUCACCCUCGCCUGCAUCUCCGCCUUCCACCGCCCCGACCACGCCUCGGUGGUGCGGCUGUACGUGGUGGAAGUGGUGGGGCUGGUGGCCUGCCUCCCCUGCCUGGCGGCCGCCGUCAUCUGCCUCCUCGCCGCCGCUCUUUCCGCCCGCGCCGCCUGUCCCCCCAAGCCCAAGCGGGAGGCGCCCUUCGUGCUGUACCUGCCGCGCUGGGGAGGCGAGGGUUGUUAUGGCAGCGGCCAGCCCGGCGCCGCGCCUCCCCCCGCUGCCCUGCCCAACCAUCAGCCGUCCACCUCAGCUGCAGCGCCCGCCAGCCAGGACACUGAACGCGCUGGCUCCCCACCACCCUCCUACAACCAGGUGGCCGAGGAGUCCUACGCCUGAGUAUCUCAAGGCAUCCAUUCAAGAAGCCUCCAGUAGUGGUGCACUGCAGACACGCCACACAUACAUAUUCACAAAAAUUCUCGUUAGUUUGGUUCGGUAUAUUAUAUGAACCUAUGUAUGGUCAUAUUCUGGUAGAUAGCAACACACACACACACACACACACACACACACACACACACACACACACA
Molecule: messenger RNA, 1215 nt
Organism: Eriocheir sinensis (Chinese mitten crab)
Lineage: Eukaryota; Metazoa; Arthropoda; Malacostraca; Decapoda; Varunidae
Exons: 8
Coding region: 242-1027 (261 amino acids)
Source: RefSeq, a predicted model, not a curated record